AUGGUGAGUUGAGAGGGUUCAUAACACGGGGAUUAGUUUUAAAUGUUCUAUUUUUCAGUACAAGAUUCACUUAGAUUGCCCCCUUAUCAUUGCGUCACGUCAUAACUCCUAAUAUGAGUUAUGACGUGGCAAAGUUCAUGAAUGAUGGUGAGUUGGGGAUCUCAAACUGAUUUUUCUUUAAGAAAAUGUAAUAGAUUAGUGCAAUUUAGGUUGGGGAAUAACAGAAGUUCUCUGAAUUUUUUUUUGAGAGAACAUUCAAUGAGCAAUUUUCCAGAAAUUUAUGAAGGAUGUCAACAAAACGGGCCACCCAAUGCUCAAUAAUAGAAGACACAACGAUGAAAGUUUUUCAAGAAGGUGAGUUCAGUUUAAAAUAUUAGGAGUUAGUUUUCAAUUUUGAUUUUCUCAGAGCUCAAUUCAUUGCGCCUCCCGCCAUAUCAUUGUUUUUUUUUGAAUUUUAUAUUUUAAAAUCCAAAAUUCGGUUAUAGCCACCCCCCCCCCACGCUUAAGACUCCCCCACAGCAAAAUUGUUUUUAUUAUUUUAACUCUCUUCAUUUUAAACUACUUAUAUUAGCAUUGUUAUUUGAAUCCUUGUCGGAAACGGUCUGAGCUAGGAAACCCCCAAACCAUAUAACACAAAUCUAAUAAUAUAUUGCCCCCCCACGCUUCAGAUUCCCCCCAUAUCAUUGUUCAUUUUAUUUUUUUUUAAUUAAAAAAAAAAAACCCUUGUAUUUACUAUUGUGACUUCAACCCCUUUCCCGAAAUCAUAAUUGUUGUCAUAACCCCUUUUUUUAUUUUUUACUAUUCAAUUUUUACUGUUUAAUACAUUUUACUGUUUAAUACAUUUUUACUGUUUAAUACAAUAAAUGAAUUUCAAAAAUCUUUCACAUAUUCGUUGCAUGAAGCUCAAAAAACGAAAUUGAGUUUGAAAUUCUGAAACUUGAUGAUUUUUUGGCUUCAGGGGUCUUCAGAGCCUUUUGUUUUUCUGUGCAAUUAUUUCUCGAGUUAGAUCUGCAGGGUUUUUCUUCCCUACUCUUUAUCUAUAUAUAUAAGCCUUCUAAAGCUUCCUGCUGCAGGAGCUUUAGAAUCCUGCAUAAUUCUUCAUAAUUUUGUCCAGUUUCUCCUCGAGUUAGAUCUGCAGAUCUGCAGGUUUUCUCUACCAUAUUCAUAUUCAGCAUGUCCCUUCGAACUACAAUAGUCCUUUCACACACUCUGCGCUCUUUUCGAUGGCAACACUCUUUCAUAUUUUUCACAAACUUUCAUAUUUGUUAUAGAACAACAAACCAUUAAAUAUUUCCAUAAAAUAAACAUUCAUAAAAAUUACCAAUUUGAACUCAAAAAUAAUAUCUGGAGAAAUUCUAAUACAAUUUUCCUGACUCGAUCAAUAAUUUUCUUUUACAAAACAUAUAAGUUUGAAUAUACGUCACCUUCCUCUCACUUAUUCUCUCUUCAUUUCCCACACCCUCUCACCUACUCUACUUUUCUAACAGUUAGUCCCGCUCUUCUCUUUAUAUUUUCAUUAAUUUUUUUUUGUAAUCUCCUUAAUAUUUCCUUAUUUAUUUUUGUUAUUUUCAUCAUUUUUUGCGCUUAGGUUAGGUUUAGGUUUUAUACUUUUUUUGUCUCGCGCUCUCCAUUCUGCACCCAAACGCUAAUGUCUGCUAAAUUAAUUUUUUUGCUGUGAUAAUCAGCACCAAAAAAGAAGUUCUGAAAUUAUUUAUUAUUUUACCCGUUUUCAGGAUGAAUGUGUCUACUUCGAUCGAAAAAAUGAUGUACACAACAUCACAAUUGUGCAUUUGCCAUUGACCAUAAACACAUUAUGUCGUACGGUCAUGGUAGGCAUACAACAUUUAAGCAAGGCGACAAUAUCAAGCAUACGACUUAAAAGAUAGCAGUAUCACCUUCGAGGUUUGUUUUCAAUUCUUUGAACUACUUUCUGAAAUUUAUUUACUUUUCAGUUAAAAGUUGCCAACAACUAAACGAAAUAUCAUGUAAUAAUUUUCAAAGUUAUGAAUGCCGGUCUAUGUUUUGGCAAGGAAUACUACCAGAGUCGGAAAAAAGGCAACCUUUUUGGAAAAGUGAGAUUAUUUCAGAAAUCAAAGGUAUGUAUCUUUGUUCAAUUCCUCAAUUUUACAAAAUCGAAUUUUUUGAUUUAGGAAACUAUAUAGUUGGAAAACGCAACGGCGCAAAAGGAGAUUCUGGAUCACCCAUCUUCGAUGCCAAUGGACAUCUUCUUGGGAUGACAAUUGCCAAACAAGAUUUUUCGUGA
Molecule: messenger RNA, 2263 nt
Organism: Caenorhabditis angaria
Lineage: Eukaryota; Metazoa; Nematoda; Chromadorea; Rhabditida; Rhabditidae
Source: the annotation of a GenBank genome assembly